This is a messenger RNA of Chanos chanos (milkfish), 2163 nucleotides long. It is a transcript of the gene pik3r6b, whose product is annotated as phosphoinositide-3-kinase, regulatory subunit 6b. Gene Ontology annotation, molecular function: 1-phosphatidylinositol-3-kinase regulator activity. Gene Ontology annotation, cellular component: phosphatidylinositol 3-kinase complex, class IB. The record is from RefSeq and is a predicted model, not a curated record. Gene Ontology annotation, biological process: positive regulation of MAP kinase activity; G protein-coupled receptor signaling pathway. Bases 1 to 2163 code for a protein of 720 amino acids. NCBI's taxonomy places the organism in Eukaryota, Metazoa, Chordata, Actinopteri, Gonorynchiformes, Chanidae. The transcript is spliced from 20 exons.
AUGGCGAGUGCAAAGUACCACAACCUACCUCGCGAAGAGGAACUGCAGUGGGUGGAACUCAAACUGUUGAAUUUUCACCACGACUACAUGAAGCUCUUGGUAAUCAGCAUUGUCCAGACCAUGCUCCGAGAGCUGGACUCUGAAUCCCCAGCUAGGCUAGCAUGCAACAAAGGAAUGUUGAGAUGGAUGCUACAUAAAAGCCUUCAGAAAAAUCCUGCUAACAGCAUCUCUCUGGUUUCGGUGCUUAUAAAGGAACUAGAAAAGGCUGAGAGGAUUGACUCUAAGCAGCGUGUUAUUCCCCUCCUGCAUACCUUAGCAUACGCAAUCAUUCAGGCUGUCCACGUUCCAGACGAUCUGCUUGACAGAGUCUGUAGCUCAUUGAAAAGGCUUCUCACACUACCAGAGCCUUACUGCACUGUGGCUCUCAAUUAUAUCAGAUGUAUGAAGAUGGAGCGCAGUACCCCUGGUGCUCUCUAUCAGAGAAGAGUUAUCGCUGAACACAGCCUCAAAAAUGAUCACUACCCGCUUCAGGAAAAGGUGAUGGUGUUUGCCGAUCCAGCUGUGUUUUCUCCGUCUCUGAUGGCUGCAGUGGGGACAGAUGUUAAGUGCCAUGGUUCAGACCGGGACACGCUGACCUAUGAACGCAGCAUUCUGUUACACACUCUACAGUCUGUGUUAGGGAGACACUGCAACGGCUGCACACUCGCUCAGGCCUUGGAGGUGUGUGUAGAGUUGAAACAGUACUUCCAGGAGUCGGUAGCAGCAGCGGAACAGAAUUGUGAGAGCACGGGUUCCGAACACGGACAGUACAGCAGAAAAAUCAAACAGAUAUACCACAGCAUUCUGAGAGCAGCAAAUCAAGAUUCGACGUUUUUUGGCCCUCUGGUCGAAGCUCCGUUGCCUAGCCCAGACAUCAGCUUCCACGCCUGGACGAAAGACGAAGAAAUAUGGAGUGAGGUGGUGAAUUUUAUCCUGUCGGAUGAGGCUGAAUUGAUCAAACGUGUGUCCACCACAUCUACUGACAGUGGGAUAGAGGGAGACCUUCCCAUGAGCGAGUUCUCUAACCUAACAGUGGAGCCCCCUGCUGUCCAGGAGGUCCAAGAGCAAAGACGCUUCCAGCAGUUCAGUAGGGUUCCAUGUCUGAGGCCAAAUGCCAAAGACAGAACAACUUUAGUGAGAGAGGGCUACAAUACUCGCAGCAGACUAAACCCUUCCCCUAAAGACAAUAGGAAUUACAUCGCUCGAAUCGUUGUCAUGGGAGACGACAGGACUCUGGGAAGGCUCGGCAAGGCCUACCUCUGCAUAAGGAAAAACCAGGCCCAGAAUAUGUUCCUAACAAGACGUGUGAAACUAGAGCUCUACUACAUCCCUGUAACGAACCAGUCCGGCGCUACAUCUCCAGUCCAGGAGGAGAGUCCACAAGAUUUACUGACAAUGUCGAAGUUCUUGGGAUUUCUGGAUCCUUGGUAUGACUGUAACAUCAACGGCCUGGGGGCUGUGGUGUUACAGCUAGCACAAAUGCCAACCAAUCACAAAAGCUCUUCCCAAGACUCGUUCUUAUUGGACACUAUAUCAUACUACAUCCGGACUGGACAACAGCCAGUUCACAUCCCUGUCUACACUGUUAAGAUUGCGUAUGCUAGCCUGACUGCAUCACCCGUGGAAGAACUGUUUGUUUCCCAUCUCGAAAUCGACUUUCCUGAGCUCAGCGCUCUCAAAGCUGUUGUCAAAGCCUCAGGGAGGGGCAGAAGGCAGUCACAAGAGGUUGGAGGAGCAGUCAUCUCCGUUCAUUACCGAAGGACAUCUUUGAGUGGAAGAGAUGUGGACAAAGGAGUGUCGUUGAUGACAUGCGGCGUGCAGAUGAAUGCUGUUCCUGUAAACGGAGAGAAAGGUUUUGACUGCCUCACUGUAAACUUCAGCAACAUUUUCACAAACCCGUCAAAGGCAUGCACGUCCAUUCUAAGAACUACCAGCAUCUCAAUUCGAACCCUGGAGGCAAGAACAUUUACUGUCUGCUUGGACAAGGACUCUCGCAGAACUUUCCAGAAGAUGAACCAAAAGUCCACACAAUGUUUUCACGAGGAAAAGGCCAAUGGAAUCAGCAGGUACCUGAACAAGGCCCUGAGUCUGCCAAUCAACACCUUUUCAGGAAGCAUACUCUGA